UAAAAGAGCAGGAGCACCACUGACUCUCCGUUAUUUUUUUAUUUCAGAGAGGACACGUUUCAGCAUGGACAACAGGAUGCUCGGGACGGCUGCUUGUUUGGUGCUUGUUUUAUCAGCUAUGUGUGCAGGUGAGGGCAUCUUACCUCCAGGACCCCUGAGUGGAGCUGUGGCGGGCACAGUGAAGUUCACCACCACCCUCAGACCUCCUGCGAGUCCAUUCCUCUCGGUCAGCUGGAGCUUCAAAGGGGUCAACAUCAUCACCUCCACCAGCACUGACAUCAUCGAGCCCGGGCAUGCCAACAGGAUCACACUGGACCGAGCCACGGGGUCCCUGGAGCUCAGGAACCUGCUGCCCGAGGACAGCGGGGAGUACACCGUCACCAUCAUACCAGACGGAGGGCUGCAGAAACAGGGGAGGACCAGACUGGAUGUGUAUGCACUAAUAACCGGAGCCACCAUCCGCAGCCCUGCGGCCAUCUUGAUAGAAGACAGAAGCUCCACCAACCUGAGCUGCGAGGCCUCCGGCUCCAUCAGCACCAGAGUGUGGACGAAGGAUGGCCGGCCGCUUUAUCCGAAUGACAGAGUCAGCUUCUCCAUGGACAACAGGACGGUCUUCAUGCACCCUGUUCACAGCUCCAACCACGGCACCUACCAGUGUCGACUCAGCAACCCAGUCAGCACCAUGACCGCGACCCACGAUCUCACUGUCAACUUUGGACCACAUAACAUAUCAAUUACUGGACCGUCAGCAGCAGCACCCGGCCGCAGAGUCACCCUGCAGUGCACAGCGGACUCUGUCCCUCCAGCAAACUUCAGCUGGAUGUUCAACAGCAAUGAGACACAUGUUAACACCUCCAUGUUUGUCAUAGAGAGGCUGGGGACAGAGAGCAUUGGCAAUUACACCUGCACUGCCAGAAACAUGGUGACCAUGCUGGAAAACUCCACAGUUCUGAAUCUGAGAGUCGUUUUGAGUCUCUUCCGGUUCCUUAAAUUUGUUGACCUAAAGCGACUAAAGCAAGUCAAAACAAUGAAACCUUGCAGCAAGUCACCUCUCAUACUGCUGGAGCUGAUUUACAUCACAUUACUCCCAGUUCUUGAGGCACAAGAAGUCAAAGUCUCGUCCACAGUGACGGGAUACCUGGGGCAUGAUGUCACCCUGCCAUGCACAUUCAUCCCGGGACCAAAAGACGCUAGUAUUACCCAGGUUCAGUGGGAGCUCAAUCCACCGGAAGGAGAGAAAAUCAUCCUUAUCGUUUUCAAUCUUAACUUUGGAACCAGUGUUCACAAUACGUCUCUGAAGGACAGAGUGAAGCUUGAAGAACAAUCUUUGAUCAUCAGAGAUGUAGAAAUGAGUGAUGCAGAGCUGUACACCUGCAGCAUUACAACUUUUCCCAGUGGUUCAUUUGAAGGAACCACCAACCUUGUUGUUAAAGAACAGAUGCAGUUAUCAUCAGGGGCGGUUUCUGGUAUUGUGAUUGCUGUCCUGUUGCUGUUAGUGGUCGUGGCAGCCGCACUUUACCUCCGCUUCAUCAAAAGACGUGAUCCUACGGUCAGACACCGCGUCUACAUCGAUACAAGUCCAACGAUGGAUGUGGCCAGGCCAUCUGUUCUUCGACGAGACGAGGAUGUGGUCUACUCUGACGUCAAGCUCAAAUCAUCCAGAGAAGCUAAACCUCCACCCAGUGAAAAACACACAGCGGAUGAUGUCACGUACUCUGAGGUUGUAGUUUUGCGCCAGGAGCAUAAAUGAGAUGAAAUGUAAGCUAAAAUGAUGAUGACGUUUUCUUCCUUGUACAACUUGCACUCUUCAGCUGCUGUAUGAAAGUUUCAUUUACCAUCAUUUUGGUAUCAUUUAGUGAAAUCAGCACAUCAGCUGCUUCUAAAAUAAAACCUAACCUCUGUGGCUCCUCCAGGCCGUCUAUCCUGCUCUCAUAAAGGGUUUUCUCCAUGGGCCCAUGUUUCCAUUACAGCCUCACAGCAGCUGAUAAAAUACAGUAUAAAAGGAAAUUUAAUAAUUUAAUAUAUCGUGUUAAGAGUCUGCAACCAGCCCAGUGGCUCUGUAAGGCUGUUCUUCAGGUAAAUGCUCACGUUAACACGCAAACAUGCUUAAAGUGACGUUGCUACGAUGCUGGUGUUUAGCCAUAGAUGUGUAACAACAACUAGAUGACCCCACGAUGGCACCUAGUCAGUCCAGUGGGACUGCUCGCCUGGCACAUACGCCAAAAAAGUUUCUAGCCAUACAGGAUUACCUAAGGAUAUAUGUGCAGUAGUGUUUCUCCCACUGGACCCAGCCGCAAGUUCCUGAUCAGCUCAAAGACUUUUCACUGUGAUGACGUCACAGAUUUUUAACUCGCUUUUCUCAGCUUAGGAAAGAUUUACAAAGGGAAAACCUCCACGGAUCAAAAGUUCAUAAAAGAAAGUGCCAUUAAUAACCUUGUUUUCAGUUCGAGGUGUCCUGUCAACAUUUAACAGAUGUCUCUUUUCCACGGGGAAAAUGCUUUUUGGGCGCUGUGGGAUUUUUUCACUAUGAGUAGACACACAGAAACAUUGGAAGCAAGGCUGAGCUGCUCUCCUGGGGGCCUGUGUUUUGCAGGUAUAAUGUUUACAAUCCCCAUCAUGUCAAAAUGUAAAUGGCCCUAUCUAAAGCUAGUAUCCAAUUUGUCCUUUCUGGGCUACUGUAGGACAACAUAGUGGACUCUGUGGAAGAGGAUGUGCUCAGCAUCGAGAUAUAUCUAGGUUUAUUCUAAGGUAACAUAAAGAGAGCGAUUCUUAGUUUCAGGUGAUUAUACACUAAUGAAGACAUAGCUAUGACUAAUAUAUUUAAUUUCUGCCAAUAUAUCCCCCUAUAUCCUACACACUGGACCUUUAAGCAUAUCAACUGCAAAAUAUAAAUGUGUGUUUAUUUGACCAGUUUAAAAGUUUUAUCACAUUUUGUUCCUGAAAGCCACGCUGAAUCCACGCCUCCGCUGGGAUCUGUAUAAUCCUGUUUUUCUUUAAAUCAAAGGUACGCCAAUCCUAGUAAAAAGUUUUGAAUAACACUUACUGAAGGUUUGAUCCAGAUCAAAACCAAGACUGGAUUACAUGAUCUAAUCUGAUUUCAGAGCCCUUUUUCCUUUUGAGCAACUCACUUUCAAGAUUUUAUCCAAUCCUUGAGCCCAGUGGUUCCCAACUGGUGGGUCGUAUGUCCAUUCUGAACGGACCGCAAGUGACUCACAGAGCUUUGAUUUUGAUGUGCCGUUUCCCACUGUCGAGUGAGGGACUAAUGGACAGCUACUGAAAAGAGACAGCAAACUAGCUCAACGACAUGGCCAAACGCACCUGCAGACGCCCUCAUCUAAUUUGUUUUAAUUGUGAUCCUUGACAUCAGUGGAAGGAAGUACUUGAUAACUUAAUUACUUAAAGUUUUUAACACUUUCUAACGGUUUGAUCCAGAUCAAAACCUCGACUGGAUUACGUGAUCUAAUCUGAUUUCACAAUCCUUUUUCCUUUUGAGCAACUCACUUUCAAGAUUUGAGCCAAUCCUUUAGCCCAGUGGUUCCCAACUGGUGGGUCGCGCUCCAAAAGUAGGUCACGGGUCCAUUCUGAAUGGAUCGCAAUUAGUCUGAGUGGGCGGAAGUUCGCUGCAUAGAUCAGCCUCUCAUUGGGCGGAACGAGCCACCCGCUGAAGUCCCGCCCUACCACCUCCGGUUGUGUAGCAGUUUUCAACCGUUUAACACUAACUUUUGCGGUGUUUGAUCUUGCGGCGAUGUAGCCAUUUUUCUGCCAUGGUUCGCGUCCUGUAGGCGAUAUUUUUGUGGGCGUGUUACACCCACCAAAACCUGUUUCCCCCCGGCAAUAUUUUUGCAAGCGCACCGUUGCUGUGGCACCGUCCAGAAUAAUUGUGAUUGGUUGAAAGAAAUACAAGCAGCCGGGGCGUUUUUUCCUCCAAUCUCAAAAGUGAGAGUUAGCCCAGCCAGACCUUUCUUUUCUUGAGAAAGGUCUGGUGAGCAAGACUAGAUCGCAAUUGACUCGCAAAUGUGUCAAGUUUGAAAAAACACAUUUCAUUUAAAGUACAGUGGAUUGUCAGCACAGCGCUUUUAUUUUGAAGUGCUGUUUCCUGCUGUGGAGUGAGUGACUAACGGACAGCCACUGGACAAAGACCGCAAACUAGCUGGACGACAUGGCCAAACGCAAGUAUGAUGCUGAAUAUAUUAAACUGUGUGGACCUUGAACUAAUGACUAAGGAGAAAUCUGGACCCCAUGGCUGGACCAGUUGGGAACCACUGCUUUAGCCAAAAUCCAGUCAUAUUAAACAGUGUGACCCUAAGGACCAUGAUUGUCUAAAAUGACAUCACAGUCUAUCCAGUAGCUGCUGAAAUAUCUCAGUCUGGACCAAAGCAGUGCAGCUAGCAUAGCUUAACAGGGCAACGCAGCGACAUGUGGACACGUUUGGCAUCAUUUGCUUUUAAAUAUUACAGGUAUUACAAGCAGAAGCAGCCACAGUGAGCUGUUUACACCUCCAACACGUCUCUUAACUCACCAUGCUGUGCAGUGGAAAAACCCUCUCACCGUGCCAACAUGACCGCGUCAUUACAGCACAUCACAUAACAUAAAGUUCCUAUUCCUCCUUUGUUGACCAUUAAAGGAGGAAGACAAAAACAGGAAGACAAAAAUUUAAAAUGACACAAUGGACAGGGAACCAGCUCAGCAAUGCAACAGAGUGUGUUAAUGACGGCGUGUUGAAAAGUGACACCAAACUUGCGCAAUCUCUGCAGUAAAAUUCUCUCUCUAGACUUCAAUUUUUUGUGAUUCAGCUAAAUUGGACAUCAUGUUAAGAGAAGUGAUGUAUACCUCGUGCCUUAACCAAGCGUUUGCAUGUGAGCCUUUUUUCAGCGUUUAAGGGUUUAUGAGUCAGAGAGGAAGGCCACUCUUUCAAACGCUCACUUGUUCUGAGCCUUUUUGCUAACAGUAACAGCAAUAAAUGCAUACUAUAAUAGAGCACUCUACGUAUUCUGUUAGCACUGAUACAGAUAGCAGUUGUAGUAGUAUUUCACCACACCCAGUACUGUGUCUGCGGAGGGUUUGAAUCUCAAGAUCCUGUUCCUAGAUGUUGCAGUCUGAUCGUGCAUGUGUAAAAAGGUGAUAAAAUAUGGUUUGCAGAGAUGCCGUGAUGAUGCACGCCAUCACUGAACAUCACCAACACUCACUGUUAGUUUCUGCUUUUCAGCUACGUUUCCUGACUGUGUCACUUUGUGGGUGUGAGAUUAUGUCUGCUAUACGCUUUGUGUCGCCAGAAUAAAAUGUUUAUUUGUUGUUGUUGCUGUGUUAAGAUAUUAACUUUAGGGCUAAUUUAAUUUCCUGUGUUCCAUUAAGUUUAUAUUUAAAAUCAGUGCUUGGAGCUGUGAUUACAAUCAGUGUAAUGCAUUUGAGAUGUUUAAUUCCUGUUGAAUCAUGCAGACGAGCUGGCAGACAGCUGACGGAGCACGGUUCUGUAAAUUGUCCCCACAUUUGUUUUAAAACAGGACUUUCUGUCAGUGGAAACUGUUAAAUAAAGUUCUAUAUUUUCACAGACAUAA
Messenger RNA from Epinephelus moara (kelp grouper), 5555 nucleotides. RefSeq names its product carcinoembryonic antigen-related cell adhesion molecule 1-like. Lineage: Eukaryota; Metazoa; Chordata; Actinopteri; Perciformes; Serranidae. The record is from RefSeq and is a predicted model, not a curated record. The coding region runs from base 65 to 1750 and encodes 561 amino acids. The transcript has 11 exons.